CUGACAACCAUACAAGUCACAACGCCAUUGAAUAGCAUGGGAUUAAAUCUUCUUCAGUGUAUAUGUUUUGUGAGGUCAACACUGGUUAUAUGUCAAUUUGAAAAUGCAAUGCAAUAGCAAUACAAAAUUGUGAUUGUGCUUGUGGCGGCGAAGAAACCGGCUUGAACUUUUCAUUUUUAGCAUUUUACUCUGCAAGAACCCUUGAGUCAUUGAUUUUAUUACACUAUAAGAUGUCAGCAUUCCAUACCAUCAAGCAGUUAGAAGAGCGAAACGUUCCAAAUGAAAUUAAUUUCAUGGUUUGGAGCGAUAAGAUGGAUCUCGUUGCAUUUUCUAACAUAAAAGGCGAGGUAGCGCUCCACAGGCUAACCUGGUCACGAGCUUGGUCCUUAAGUCCCCCUAAAGAUGGACUGACAGUCAACUGUAUGGGUUGGAGGCCCGAUGGAAAAGUUUUAGCUAUAGCAUAUAGCUGUGGAAGAAUACAGUUAGUGGGUGUUGAAAAUAAAAAGAUUUUGAAUAUACAAGAUAUAAAAGCCAAUAUCACAUGCCUUACUUGGGUACAAGAGAAAUUAGAACCUCCCCCUAAGGACAACUUCAAUUUCAAGGACGGUAAACCAAAUAAUUAUAUGAAGCACAUUGAUAUGUCCAGACUGUAUCUGCGUGAUCCUACUUUGUCAUCCGUAUUGAACAGCAGUCAGUCAGAAGAUCAGAAAGAAGCUUAUUUUCUUCAAGAACAAACUGAACUGAAUUUGCUGCUGAUAGGUGAGUAAUAGAAAACUAGACAAAAUAUCCAGUUUACAAAAUAUUGUGUAUAGUCUUAAGUGCCGGCGACAUAAAAACCUAGAGCAUCUGUUAGAUAGGCGGCCAAAUAAGUGCAUUUUCCAGGGGAUAGCGAACGGCGCCUGCAUUUUUGUAAGUGGUACACACGAACGUGUGAAGAUUUUAAUUUCCGGUCAAACCUAUAGGGUCACUAUAGUCAACGCCAAACAAAGUGGCGUGCACGUCAUCAAGGUGGGUGUGUUGAAAAAUUUACAUUGUU
Acanthoscelides obtectus is the source of this 1036-nucleotide messenger RNA. Lineage: Eukaryota; Metazoa; Arthropoda; Insecta; Coleoptera; Chrysomelidae. The record is from the annotation of a GenBank genome assembly.